CAACCACAAUUUCUUCAACGACGACACCACUUACAACAAAGGUGCCAACAACAAUGCCAGUGCUGGAGGUAUCAACCAUGAAUCCACUUUGUGGUGAGAACUACUUUGUCAACACGUCCGGAACUAUCCUGUCACCCGGCUAUAGGCAAGGGCAGUACCCGGUAGAUCUACGUUGUGUGUAUGUGAUCAAUAUUACAGGUUCCCCUAUGCUGUUCCACAUAUGGUUUGACGAGUUUCACCACUCCAGCAACCCUGCUCAGAAUUGUAUAGGGUCGGACCAGGUACGGAUCCAUACACCAGAGAACAACCAGACUUAUGGACCGUACUGUAGCACAGAAAACACCAACCCUGACGUCAUCGAGGUAGAGCGCCACGUCGCCAUUGUGGAACUGGAGACGGACUCCGUCCUUAACAACGGUAGUUUCAGGUUAAAGUACAGCGUGAGUGCCCCACCCACCACUUCAAACAGCCCAGACUACACCGCAGAAUUGCCAGACGACAAAGGUGACCCUCCGCCCAUUCAACAGGUCUCAGAAGAUGACCGCUGGCCCACGUGGAUGAUCAUCCUUAUCGCCGUGGCCGGAACCUGCCUUGUUGCCAUGGUGUUAAUCAUACUGGCUGUCAUCAGAAAAAAGCAACUGGCCGCUGCCGCUCUGAGCGGUAUGGUAUCUCGUAACAGCGAAGGAAGCGGCAAAGACGAGUGGUGGCUGAACAGGCUCUAUAACAACGUCAUACCCGAUGACGAGGGAAUUCACUCUGAAUAUGAGGAAGAUGAACCAAUCUAUGAUAAUCAAAUAUUCAAUCGACCAUAGUUGGAGGCUUGUUGAUUACCAGAAAACGAUGGAAGAAUGAUUUACGAAACUGAAUGUCGAAAGUUGGUAAUCUACAAGUCGCUGCUCGUUUCUGCAACAUUUUUAACAACAAAGCGGGUUAGCCCAUCACUUUGUUUUAUGACACGUUUAUACGAAACCGUCUAUGCAGAUUUUGUAUUUAGUCACAUGAUGUGAACAGCAGUUUUUUUUUUUUUUUUUUUUUUUUUUUUUUUUUGCAAAAGAAAUCGACAGCUUUUAUAUAUCAAACCAAGCAUGGAAUGUGCUAAUAAGUGUCGUUCAAAACGUUUGGCCAUUUACUAUUUUGAUUCUCUUCCCAAGAGAAUAUAUUGAUUCCAUAUCCACUGAAAAAUCACUAUGGUGUGCUUAGAACAAUAGAAAAUACACAGGGUUAUAUAUGGUUGUCUGAAUAUUGCUGCCAUUGGCCAGUAGUAUACGGAGUUUAGACUAAUCAAAUGAAAGGACUUGAAGAGUUGAAGAUAAUUUUCCAUUAAUCCAAAAUGGAUGUGUUCUUGAUCCUCAUUACGUGUGUCUAAAUCUUUUUGGAAAUGGACUUACGUGUAAGUGUGUCAAGUUACAGUUAUUUAAAAUAAUGUACCCAUGGGCGUGAAUGUUUUGAGUCAUCCAGUAAAAUUAUCAUCAUAAAUAAAGUUCAGACUAAUUCUGGAACUUAUGUGGUAAAACUCAACGACUAAUUGACUAAUUGCGGACUCACCCUAAGACCUUGCCCUUAGUGAUGACCUACUUGUAGAUGGACUGGUCACCCUAUUAAAUAUCAUAUGGGCUGGUCACCUGGUUUAGUGUCAUUUGAACUGGUCACCCCAUUACGUGUCAUAUGUUUGUUGAAUUUCAUAACGUAAGGUCCAGAA
Lingula anatina is the source of this 1699-nucleotide messenger RNA. RefSeq lists its product as uncharacterized. The record is from RefSeq and is a predicted model, not a curated record. NCBI's taxonomy places the organism in Eukaryota, Metazoa, Brachiopoda, Lingulata, Lingulida, Lingulidae.